Molecule: messenger RNA, 2550 nt
Organism: Penicillium bovifimosum
Lineage: Eukaryota; Fungi; Ascomycota; Eurotiomycetes; Eurotiales; Aspergillaceae
Product: Sin1 family protein
Exons: 3
Coding region: 1-2550 (849 amino acids)
Biological process (GO): TORC2 signaling
Cellular component (GO): plasma membrane; cytoplasm; TORC2 complex
Molecular function (GO): phosphatidylinositol-4,5-bisphosphate binding
Source: RefSeq, a predicted model, not a curated record
AUGUCUCUUCUCCACAAUGAAGACUUCACGAUCUGGCAAUUACGUUCCUCAUAUCUCUCCACGAUCAAGGAUGGGAUUGGGGACCGACUUAUUAACGUCAAUGACUCCGUUCUGAAUACCCCUGGCUUCCGUGCAGCGGGCUGGUCAACCGCCUCCGCAUAUCCCAACACACACAGCUCCUCCCACCUAAAGCGCACCUAUUCUCCCCCAAUCCCAACGACGGCCAACGUCUCCUCCGAAUAUUACAGACUAGCAGAGCGAAAUGCGAAACCCCGACGUUAUGAUUCGCAAGGCCUUGGUCUCGAGGACGGUGAGGAUGAUGGCGGCAUGGUGACCGGCAAGAGCCAUACGGACAUGACUGCGCGGCGAAUGCAUGCGCGUGGCGGGAAGAAGAAGACUCGACGGGAAAGGCAGCAAGAUGUUCAAAGACAAGCGGAAGCGGAGGAGGAUGAUAGCAGCGAUCUGAGUGAUGAUAGCGACGACGACGGGGACAAUGUCGGCAGUGCCGUCGAUCGGAUCAAAUUCCACAAGAUGCCUAUCCGUCGAGAUCGAGCCGACUCCUCUCCAAGGCGUUCAGAAGACCAGCGCGAACGACCAGAGGUGAUGAUUACAUCUCCAUCGACGCAAAGUGUUGCAAAUCAGUACCAGCAAGUCCCGUUACGUCCACGUCGAGAUACAACCACCAGCAGUGACUUGUCGACGGAUAAUGAGACCGAGCAUCGCGGCCACAAACAGGGACAAGUUCAGUUUUCUGGGAGCGAUCAGAUCCUCGAAUAUCCGCGUAGCCGCCGUGAGCGAACGGGUAGUCGAGGUGCAGAAAGUCUGGCCCUUGGAGAACUCCAUGAGGAGGACGAGGACGAGGACUCCGGUGCCGAAUCGGUGGGGUCUGCGAUCUCAUCUGACUUCGACAACACGGCUGGGUCAGGCUCCUUGCUACUUGCUGGCGUGACGGGCGGUCUCAAUUUGUCUUCCCCCUUGAUGAUGAACAAGUUGCCCUCGGGCACAGGACUCCAGAACCCAUCGCGCAAGCAUCGCACUCCAGCUCCUGCGUUGCAAGAUCUCCCCCCGCCACGACCUAUCAGCAUGAUAAAGCCAGUCAGUCUAUUGACUAGCCAGCUUACAUCACGGAAGCGUGCACCAAGCAAUCCAGUGGAUAAAUUCGUGGUGCUUUCCGGGCGAGGUCAAGGUGAUCCGCUGUAUCUGAAGAUCUACGUUCCCUUCUCAAGCGACCCCGAUGAACCGUUGGAUCUGUCACUUACACGCGAAUCUAAGCUUGCGGAACAGCCCGCGCUAGUCACCGUUGCGGAAACGAUUGGUCUCGCCCUGUGGAAGUACCUGGAGGAUGCUCGCGGUCCAAAGAUUGCCCGCGAAAAGCUAUCCGUGAACCGAUGGACGUUACGUAUGGUCGACGAUGGUGAAGUCGAGUAUGAUUUCCCAGCACUUGGGCGGACACUUCCGAUGAUGGAUUUCACAUCGAACAAUAAUCAGUCGGCCAAGUCCCGAGGCCGUUCAAGGGGCAAGCCAUACGAUGAGUUUGCACUGGUUGAGGCAUCCACAUCGGAGUUCGAGGAGAAUGAAAGGCUCUAUCCACAAUUUAGCACAAGCGUCGGAUCGGAAGAGGCGGAUCAGCCGGUGAAUCUUGGAGUGCCUGGGGCUCAGCCUGCCGCACAAAACAGGAACCCCCAGACAACACCGGCUCGGGUGAACCCUAUCCUGGGGCACCCGUUCUCAUCUGCACUCAAUCACAGUACUCUUACACCUGCCGAUCUCCCUGCGGUACCUAUCUCGCAUGCUACUCCGCGUCUUGGUGUUUCCAAGACGUUGAAAAUCCGCUUCAUCAACACGGAGGCCUCGGCGCAUGUCAUGACGAUCAACACAUCCACGGACAGCUACAUAGCUGAGAUCCUGGAUACUGUAUGCAAACGGUGGGGCCAGGAUAAGGGCAACUACCUCUUAAAAGUGAUGGGUUCGAACACAAUUGCGCCACUUGACCGCACAGUGGAGGCGUUGGGCAGUAUUACCGAGCUUGAUCUGGUGCGUCGUCGCUUUGGCGGCGGCCCUCUGGCUUUGGGAACCUCGCCGGGCAGCUCCUCACCAAACGCACCAUUGAUGGUGGACACUGUCGACACGACGACCUCCAAGAAGAGCAAAAAAGAUGCCAAGAAGAGCGCCCAGCGCGCAUUGCCCUCGUCUUCACAGAAGCAAGACAACCUCGGCGGAUACUUCCGCCGUUACCACGUGUUCCGCAAACAACCCAUGUCCUUCACAGCAUCCAACCACCGAAUCCUCACUUUUGAAAAUGACUACAUGCACAUCGUGCCUGGUGACACGAGCAAAACGGUGUCCGGCGGUAAGACUCGAUCCAUCAGCUUCAGCGAUGUGAUUGGCUCUAAAGUCAGCCGACGGCAUCCCAAGAGUUUCCGGGUGAUGAUUGUGCGUGGUAACGAUGCCACGGAGCAGAAGCGAUAUGACUUUGAGGCGAGGAAUGCCGACGAGGCUGAGGAGAUUGUUAGUGAGAUCAAGAAGAACAUGGCGCAUUACCGGAUUUGA